Molecule: messenger RNA, 2817 nt
Organism: Coccinella septempunctata (seven-spotted ladybird)
Lineage: Eukaryota; Metazoa; Arthropoda; Insecta; Coleoptera; Coccinellidae
Exons: 4
Coding region: 102-2552 (816 amino acids)
Source: RefSeq, a predicted model, not a curated record
CCACUCGCUUAAGUCAGUCUGAGUGACUUAACUUGUGACGGUAUACGCUGCGCGUUUGUUCGGACCACUGUAAUGUUUUCGUGUUUAUCAGUGACAGUGAUAUGCAAGUUGGAAUCGGAAUCGACCAGAAAAACUGUCGGUCUUCUUUGGAUGAUGGCAAACAGAGCAACGACGAGCUGAGAGCCUCCUUCAUCCCGUCGUCGAAUCGCAAUGCCCUCGGUUUCAGUCUCGACAACGAAAGUAACAGCGAUGCUUCCGUCUCUGCUAAUCUUAGAAAUCCUCCACGGCCCUAUCCGUUCAAUAAAUCGACUUCGUUGGGGAACUUGAGCUUUAUAAACGUUGUCGGACUACCACCGUGCCAUCCGAGGCAGACGUCCGUACCUUCAUCGACAACCUCCAAGAACAAAACGAGUACCAUUCACCCGUUUCACGCCAGAAAUGCGUCGGAACCUCAAACGACACCUGUUAAGGUCCCUCAACUUCAAUUACCUAAUAAUGUGAACGUUGGAACCAACAUCAAUCUCGGGGGUACUGCUACGAUGACAGCCGUGAAAGCUGAACCAACUUGGAACCACUGCGGUGCCUCCAACAGUACCGAUUUCAGAUUAAGCUCACCGUCAUCCAUAGGCCAGAAUCUGGGUACUGAAAUUUGGAAUAAGAACUCCCUCGUGGUACCUGCACGACCGACCGAUGGAUCUCACAUCAAUAUCAACGAUAACGUCAGUAACGUCAACGUCAACUUUUACAGGGCAGUACCAAUGAAUGUGAUGUCUUCAGUACCAACGAUCGAGUGUUCGAACAAUCAAACCGCAAAAAACGUAUCAAACGUGCAGAUCAUGCCUUUAAGUGGUUCAAUAGCUGAUAGAAAUUCAAGCAGUACCUCGAGUCCGUGUAGAACAUCGAUAACGAGUUGUCGGGUAACUGUUCAAACCGAACAACCUCCUACACAAUUAAUCAGUCCAUCUACAACUGAAACGGUGUCAUCAGUUUAUUUGCCGAGCAGAGUUGCACAAAGAACAUUCACGUCUACUGAAGCUCAAACCGACGAUAGCUCUCUGGGUUACGGAGAAUUGAGUAAUAACAAAGAUAGGAGACGUAGAGAGAGAAGGGAAAGAAGGCACAAUCGUCGAACCAACCCUGUACAUUCUAGGUCUGUUGGAGAAAACGGAGUUAAUAAUGGAAACCCUUCAACCCUUCCGGAUAUCUUAGAUAGUCAUCUACCUCCCCCGUACACAUCACAUCCAAACACCCUCCAAAGGAAUCAGGUUAUGGCGAAUCAUCAGCCACCCCCUGGGGUCAGGGUGUUGCCGCAUUUGGGCAUGAUUCCGCAGACGGUUAUCAUGCCACCUCCUCAAAUGCUCGGAGGGAUGAUCCCUCCACAACCUGUUGCCCCCAAUAUGAUACCACACCCUAGGCCAAGGAAUGCCCUGCAAAGUUCAGUGUCUAAUAGCGGUCUCCCCCAUGUGUCUUACCCCCCACCAAACGUUAUAUCUGGACAAAUACCAGUAGUGCAAAAUGCUGCCGAAAACAAUUCCGGAUUUAGGUUUGCUCUGCCUGUCGGACAGUUCAGCAGAGAUCACUUCACGGAAGAAUCACCAAAAAGCUGUUGCGGGGUGUUGACAUGGAAGCCUGGAUCAUUGAAAUGGCUGAUAGCAUCGGUAGCAUUGGUAGCAGUAGGCUGUGUUUUAGUAGGAACUGCUCUUGGUACCAUGAGGCCAGCAGGAAGGGACCAUUUUACGAUAGCCCUCUUGAUGAUUGGAAUUGGAAUUGUACUAGUUACAAUAAGCGGGGUAGCUUGGCGACUGGCAUCACAAAAUGCCACCUCGUGCAGAACAAUGUUAGGAAUAGGGUCUUUGGAAUCAGUCGACGUCUGCACCCGCAGGUUCGUCCCGAGACUGCCGCCAACCUAUGGCCGCCCCCAUCACCCCUACGCCGCCAUGAUGUACCCGGAGUUUCAAUAUAGACCACCACCGCCCACCUACCAGGCCUCGAUGCAGGAGUAUAGGCUGAGGUUGCUGCUGAUUGAUCGGGGAAAUACCCCACAGAUUCAGGCUGGUGUUCAGAAUACUGUUUCUCCCCCACCAACCUACCGGAGUCAUUCUGGAAGUUUGAUAAGGGAUCAAACAUCGGUGAGAAACGAGACGGCCUGGUCGGAAUACAGCUGCCCACCCUCCUACAGGUCGCAAGCCCAACUGGGAACCAUAGAAGACUCGAUUUCAGUGCACACCAGAGAUCCGUCACUCGUCGCGUCCGAAAGGGCCAUAGAAAAUAACGUGGAGGUUGUGAACAUCCUCAGGGAGCCCCAGGAGGUGGCGAACCUGGAUGGCGUGGUCGGUCUGGACUCCAAGGUGGAAAAUUCGAACCAGUACAAAUUGAUACUGGAGGAUUGCGGCGGUAGUUUCGAGAACGACAAGGAUGACAAUCUAGUGACCAUUGUACAGACUGACGAGAGGAAUCCGGUUAUAGUGACCGUUAGCGGGAAUUCUAGUACGGAUAGUACGAGUAGUAGUAACAAAUUACCAAGUGAGAUUCAGAUUUUAGCCCAUUUAUAGUACAGUCAGUUCGGUAUUUUCUGUGGUAUUACGAGUGAUGGUCGUAAAUUUGAUUCUAUGGUCCGGAAAUUUUUGCGAAUGGGGCAUUUCGGAUUUACGUCUCGCUGAUGGGCAAACAAACCAUCUAUGGCAUUAGUGGUCAAAAUACUUCAAAUUGUACGAGAAAAAUAGUAAUUACAAUCUGCUGAAAUCGAGAUCGAAAAAACAGAGGGUUUUUUUCAAACUUGAAAUACUGACAUACAGGACAGGAUAUCAACAUACAUUC